Messenger RNA from Penicillium coprophilum, 291 nucleotides. RefSeq names its product Con-6 family protein. Lineage: Eukaryota; Fungi; Ascomycota; Eurotiomycetes; Eurotiales; Aspergillaceae. The record is from RefSeq and is a predicted model, not a curated record. The coding region runs from base 1 to 291 and encodes 96 amino acids. The transcript has 3 exons.
AUGAUGUCAAGCCUCGGGGAAGCUAAAGAUCUCGAUUUAUCUAUCGAAGACGAAUUGAACGCGAGGCGUGGCUAUACAGCUGCUGUGAACAACCCUAAAGUAUCCAGAAAGUCCAAGCGUAAUGCGCUGGAUCUUCUCAAUGAUGAGAUUGACGGGGAUACACCUCGACAUUACCUUGAUGAGGCUCCUCCAGACCAGAGCACCCCGAGCGGUCUAGGUAAUAUGGAAAGGACUAAACGCAAGUCUCACCACACCAAUCAAAGCGAAAAUGGCUCGUCGAGAAUUGAUUAG